Aureobasidium pullulans EXF-150 is the source of this 949-nucleotide messenger RNA. RefSeq lists its product as uncharacterized. The transcript has a single exon. Bases 31 to 819 code for a protein of 262 amino acids. Gene Ontology annotation, biological process: maturation of SSU-rRNA from tricistronic rRNA transcript (SSU-rRNA, 5.8S rRNA, LSU-rRNA). Gene Ontology annotation, cellular component: nucleolus; preribosome, small subunit precursor. Lineage: Eukaryota; Fungi; Ascomycota; Dothideomycetes; Dothideales; Saccotheciaceae. The record is from RefSeq and is a predicted model, not a curated record.
UCUACAUUCUCUCCACAUAUACGAACAAUCAUGGCAACAAAGCGCCCUCACAGCGAAGUCCACCCCUCUCGUCGAGAGCAAGUUCCCGGCCAGGAGAAGAAACGCAAGGUCAACCCGAAUCCGCACCGCAAACUUGAGCCCAAGGCCAACCCCGUCAACCCGAUCAAGUCGCGCAUUCGCAGUCUGAACCGUCUACUACAACACAAAGAGAAUCUACCCGCCGAUGUCCGUCUCAACCAUGAAAGAGAACUGAAGUCAUGCGAGUGGGAGCUUGCUCAGGCCGAGAGCCAGCAGCGCAAGAAAGAUUUGAUUGGCAAAUACCACAUGGUGCGCUUCUUUGAGCGACGGAAAGCAGAGCGUCGCCUGAAGAAGUUGGAAAGAAGGGCCAAGGAAGGCGAGACCGAUCUUGAGGAGCAAAUACACGAGGCGAAGGUCGACUUGAACUACGCCAUGUACCACCCCUUGGACAUGGUCUACUCAGCACUAUGGCCGACGAAGGGAAAGAAGGACGCCGACGGCAACGAGAUUGAGGUUGAAAAGCAAGGAGACCCAGACAUGUGGUUGGUGGUCGAAAAGUGCAUGGAAGAGGGCAAACUCGACGCUCUGAGGAAUGGCAAACUACUCAAGUCAGCACCCGCACAACUCAACAACGACGAUACCAUCGGUCAGAAGGCAUCGAAUGCCAGAGCAAAGAAGGACAAGAAAGACAAGAAGGAGAAGGACAAGAAGGCACAAAAGCCCGCAAAGAAGGCCGACGAGGACCAGAUCAUGCGGGAACAAGACGAGGACGAAGACAGCGAAGGAGGCUUCUUCGAGUAAAAGUUGCAUUUUCUACACCGGGCAAUUUUCUCAUUUCUGUUACGUUCAGCCACUACUGUAUAUACCCAUCAAUGCACCCAUCAGCUUUAGUUGUCACAAGGUCGUCAUGGCCAGGCAACACGGACAUUCA